Molecule: messenger RNA, 1274 nt
Organism: Brachypodium distachyon (stiff brome)
Lineage: Eukaryota; Viridiplantae; Streptophyta; Magnoliopsida; Poales; Poaceae
Product: peroxidase 2
Exons: 2
Coding region: 86-1084 (332 amino acids)
Biological process (GO): response to oxidative stress; hydrogen peroxide catabolic process
Molecular function (GO): peroxidase activity; heme binding
Source: RefSeq, a predicted model, not a curated record
CCCUCUGCAGCUGCUCCAAGUCCCUGGGAACAGCUGCUAGCUAUAAGGCUAGGGUUCAUUAGCUAAUUAAGGUGCAGUAGAAGCGAUGGCGUGGAGCAAUGCAAAUAAGGCAGUGCUGGCCAUGGGCCUCGUUGCCGCGCUGCUCUUCCCGGCAGCUACUGCAUCGUCGGCCCUUUCCUAUGACUUCCACGACAACUCGUGCCCGAACCUGCUCAACAUGGUUUACAAUGCCGUGGACGCCGCCCGUCAGGAGGACCCCGGUGUCGUCCCCGGCCUGCUCCGCAUCACUUACCACGACUGCUUUCCUCAGGGUUGCGACGGGUCGAUCCUGCUGACGGGGCCCAACAGCGAGCAGAAGAUGCCGCAGAACGCGGGGCUACGACAGAGCGCGCUGGACCUCAUCGAGAGCAUCCGCGACAAGGUGCACCUCGCCUGCGGCCCCACCGUCUCGUGCGCCGACAUCACCAACCUGGCCACCCGGGUGGCCGUCGUCCAGUCGGGGAUGCCCGGCUACAACGUGACGCUGGGCCGGCUCGACAGCCUGGAGCCCGCUUCGGCCGCCCAAGUGGCGGCCUUACCGGGCCCCGACUUGGUGGUGUCGGAGCUCGUCGACUCCUUCGCGAGCCGCGGCCUCGACACCACCGACCUGGUGGCGCUCUCCGGCGCGCACACCAUCGGGAAGACGAGCUGCCGCAGCUUGAAGAAGCGGUGGGGGGAGAACGCGGAUUUCGUGGACCUGCUCCAUAGCUUCUGCGCCAGGUACCCUGAGCACAAGGUGGACUUGGACGUGAUCAGUCCCAACGAUUUCGACAACCAGUACUACAUCAACCUCCAGCGUGGUGUCGGGGUGCUCAACUCCGACAUGGCGCUUGUCCGCGACGACCCCUACAUCAGGAACUUGGUCAACGGCUUCGCCCGUGACCAGGGCUGGUUCUUUAGCCAGUUCAGCAACUCCAUGAGCAAGCUGGCGAAUCUGCCGCCCAAGCUGCAGGGAAACGACGGCGAGAUCCGAUUCAGCUGCAGCAAGAGGAACAACGGACCCAUGGCUGCCGACGCUCAUCAGGGGUUUUCGGCCUCUGCUUAAUAUGUUAAAGCAUGCCAUGCGUGCAUGUAGCAAUAAAGAGCUAGCGAUAGCUAGCCAGCCUAUAUAUCCUCCCGCCUCAUGUCAAUUAGCGUACUUGCUUGUGGCCACUAGGCACUCAUGCAUGUACCAAUUUGGCAGCAACUUUGUUUUCCUAGCUACUUGAAUUUAAUUACCGUUGUAGCUUUCCUUA